Messenger RNA from Selaginella moellendorffii, 3459 nucleotides. Its product is annotated as probable WRKY transcription factor 14. Gene Ontology annotation, biological process: regulation of DNA-templated transcription. The coding region runs from base 1172 to 2914 and encodes 580 amino acids. The transcript has 3 exons. NCBI's taxonomy places the organism in Eukaryota, Viridiplantae, Streptophyta, Lycopodiopsida, Selaginellales, Selaginellaceae. Gene Ontology annotation, molecular function: DNA-binding transcription factor activity; transcription cis-regulatory region binding. Gene Ontology annotation, cellular component: nucleus. The record is from RefSeq and is a predicted model, not a curated record.
UCUCAUCCCUUCUUUUCCUCCUGGAGAUGAACACCUGUUGAUGAAUAGAAUUCACAACUUGGGCUGAUAACAAGGCCCUUGUUGAGCUUGAAUUCUCUUCGAAAAACUAGGAGAAAUACCUUCUCUUUGGCAAAAAGGAGGGAAUUUUUUGGGAAAUCAGAUCAAAUGCUGGGCAACACAGUUCACACACUUAGGUAUUCACAGCUUUCUCAAUCUCUCUCACACCCACACAAACACACUUAGUUUCACUCCUUUCUUCUCACACAACCAACGCACACAAGUAGCCACCAUGAUAUACUUGCAGUACUUUGUGUGUGUGUGUGUGUGUGUGUAAAUCCUCCUCUUUCCAUGAGCUAGUUUGACAAAAGUGGGGGUUCCAAAAGAGUCAGGAUCAUCGGCGGGGCUAACGGAGCUCCGGGAAGAAAAAAGAGUGAAGAAUUUGGAGGAAAGAUGUGAAGCUUCUUUGGGUCGCAAUAGUCUUGCUUGAUCAGUGAAAGAUCUGAUCGCCGGCUUGUUUGCUGCCGGAUCUCUCUCUCUCUCUCUCUCUCUCUCGAUUUUUUCGUCGGAGGAGCGGGACUCUUGGGCUCCCACUUUUCCAUCGAGCGAUUUGAUCGUCUCGAUCGGGAGUGUCUCAAUCCAUCCUUUCUCUACCUUUUAUUCUUUCGCGAUAUUCCACACCAGGAAUCUAAACUUUCUUCCUUGCUGCCUGUGCUGGAAGAGAUCAUGGACACGAGUAUUAAGUCGGCUGGGAUGUGAGGUUUUUUCUUUCUAUCUCUCCUGCUGGAAUGCUUGCCUCGUUGUCUCUUGGGUGCCAAUAUGGAUUCUUCCGCUAGAGGCGCGGCAUUGCUUCUCGCGAGCUACUUCUACUACCACUGCUCCUGCAAGAACAGCUCCACGGUAACAAGUCUUUACUUUUUUCACCAGGUUUCCACCGCCAAGGUGGGAUUUUGAGCAGUGAUCCGGCGACCCAUUGCCGAAAUCUCCCGACCAUUCUGCCAGUUAAACGGGGAAAAAAAGAGAGAGCGAAAAAGUCGCGGUGUUCUUCCGUGAAGAAAGUUUCUUCUUGCUGUUCUUCUUGGCGUUCUUCCAGUCCUUUUUUUUAGUUUUUUUUUCCUCGCUCCCUCCUUUCCUAUGAUCUUCUGGUUCAGUUCUUAGAGCGAGCUCUCUCCUCAUGUGUCAAACUGUUUCCGGGGUUUUGCAAGUUGUGGAGACGCGGAGUAGAAUGCAGCAGCAGCACGAUGGGGAUUUAGGAGCCAUUGUUCGCAGCGCCGGGAUUUGCAGCAACGCCACCAUCCCCGACUCGCCUCCCCGAUCUUGCUCCUCGUCGUCGCAGCAGAAUUUGCCAGCCAUUGGCGUGGAGAGAUUGAAUAGUUCGUCAUCGUCUCCUCCCCCACCACCACCAGUGGCAGCAGUAGGAUCGGCAGCAAGUUUUCCAGAGGCUAGGAUGGGAGCUGGAGGAUUCCUGGAGCUCAUCAGCGGGAAUUUGGUCCCGGCAGCCGAUUUGAGCGAUUUCCACCACCACCACCACCACCCGGCUCCCUCGAGCUUGUUCCAUGGCGGUGGUGGCGGUGGUGGUGGCGGUAGCGCUUCCACCAGCGGCGGCCUCGUCAAGCGCGAGCCUUUGGAGGUGCCAGACUUCGAUACCAUCUUCUCGCACAGCCGCUCGCUCACCUUCCUGGACGAUCUCAAGGCCGACUUCCAGCGGUCGUCUGCGUGCUCGUCGCCAGCGGGGGCGGUGAAGAACGAGUUUGGGAGCUUGGAUUUGACGGACGUGAAUGUGCCGGCGUCGAGCUUCGACUGCGCGUCGCCGGCCAGCCCGACCAUGGCUCCCUCGGCGGGCAAGGAUUCAUCGCUCGCCACUGCCGACAACAGUAACAGCAACGCAGCUAGCAACAACAGCACUAGCAAUUCUUCCAAGCAUCAGGGAUCCAAGCGCAGCCGGAAAAUGCAGCAAAAGCGGAUCGUGUGCGUUCCCGUGGCUGGCGGCGGCAAGCCGACCGGAGAAGUUCUUCCCUCAGAUAUGUGGGCGUGGAGAAAGUACGGGCAGAAACCCAUCAAAGGAUCUCCGUAUCCCAGGGGAUACUACAGAUGCAGUAGCUCCAAAGGCUGCUCCGCGAGAAAGCAAGUCGAGCGGAGCCGCAACGACCCGACAAUGCUGAUCAUCACCUACACCUCCGAGCACAACCAUCCCUGGCCGGCCCAUCGAAACUCCCUGGCUGGAACAACGAGGAUCCGUCCCAUGGCAGCAGCAGCAGCAGCAGCAGCCGCCGCCGCCGCCGCCGCCGCAGCAACGGCAGCCGCGGCGUCAGGAUCAACCACAGCUUCCUCGCCAACUCGGCAGCAAGAUUCAAACAAUCAGCCACAGCAGGAGAGUGGACCCGGUUCUUCGUCCAUGCAGGAUAUGCAACAAGCCCAUCAAACGGAUCCUGCAGCAAAUGCCGCGGCCGGGCAUCUGGAGAACCCGUUCGUUUCCAUCGUCAACUUGCCGGAUCCAAUGCAGGUUGAUCACCACCACCCGCAGCAGCACCAGCACCAGCAGCACCAGCAGCGCCAAGUUCCCAGCCGAGCGCUCCUCCACCACCAGCACCUCCUGGCGGACAUCGGAUUCGACACAAACACGUCCCGGUCGAGCUCCCAGGACGAGGAUUUCUUCUCCGAGCUGGAGGAGCUGCCGGAGCUGUCGUCCAUUCUGGAGAAGGGAUUCCUCGAGUACAAAUCGGAUGACGAAGGUGGUGGUGGUGGUGGCGGUGGCGGAGGUGGCGAUGGCGGCGGCGGCGGUCCUGGGAACAGUGAUCCUUCUCCUGGUGGUCCAAAGAGCAGCGUGGAUCCUUUCAACUUGUUUAGCUGGUCGUCUGGAUCGAAUCAAAACCAUCGACAGCAACAGCAGCAGCAGCACCAUCACCAUCAUCAAUGAGAUAUCGUCGCGUCGCGCAGCUCACAGCCGCCGCCGCCAUCGAAUCGAAUGAAUCGAUCGCACACAAUGUAGAUGAACAGCUCUUCCAGAGAAUCGAGUGUUCUAUUUUGUAAAAAGAGCGAACUUGCCCGGAACAAAAGAAGGAAAAAACAUAGAGAGAGAGAGAGAGAGAGAGAGAGAGAGAGAGAGAAUGAUGUUGUCUUCUACCAUUCCAUUCUUCCCCCCAUUGUUGCUUUCACACACACACACACAGUAAUCCUUUACAGAAUGAUUCAAGCCAUAGCUUUUCCAGAACUGGAGAUUCUGAAGUUAAAGAAUGAGCAGUUCUUCCAAGUUCAUCGCCGGGAAUUUGGUCUGAUUUGUUUGAUCUGGCUGCGUACGGCCGCAACUUGGCAUCAUCGGUACGGAGACUCUUUGUUUUUGGUGCUUGCUGGUCCAGCUCCAUUGCAAUGAUGAGUUGAGUGACACUCUCAGUGGAACCCAAGCACUGUUGUUUAGUCUUUAUUAACGUGUUCUUUGCUUAGCUCUCUCUUUCACUGGGAAGA